GUCAAUACACGUCAACCGGAGAACAUGAUGCCUCUUUGCAAGUCAACUCGUGUGCUCUGUGGCUGAUAUAACGUUAGGUACCUCGAGCUGAAAUAUUAUAGCUCUAUUGUACUGGAAAACGUGGUGUGACAGCCCCCGGGUCCAGCAAAUGGCCUGCUUCGUAUCGCCGCACUGACGGGAGAGUGUCGCCACAUUGUCGUUCAAGCUGGCAGGGCGACACAGAAAUCAACUUUGUCUAUUUUUAAUGGACACGUUUCGAGCGGCGGCGGCGGCGGCGGCGGCAGCGGCGGCGGCGGCGGCGGUGGGCGGUUUGUUUUCCUUUAGUCUUUAUCUGUAGCUGCUGUAGCGAGCCCCGCGUGAGCCCCCCGUGAGCCCCCCGUGUGUCCCCUGCUCGUCUGGCUCACCCUCCACUCUUCCACAACCAGUCCCAUUAAGAACAGCAUGGUCAUGGCUGACAGUGGACAAAAACCGCUGAUCCGGGGUCCGGUCCGAGUGGGCUUCUACGACAUCGAGCGCACUUUAGGAAAGGGCAAUUUCGCUGUCGUGAAGCUGGCUCGACACCGAAUAACCAAGACCGAGGUGGCCAUUAAGAUCAUUGACAAGACCCAACUGGAUGCUGUCAAUCUGGAGAAGAUCUACAGAGAAGUUCAGAUCAUGAAGAUGCUGGAUCACCCCCACAUCAUCAAGCUGUACCAGGUGAUGGAGACGAAGAACAUGCUCUACUUGGUUACGGAGUAUGCCAAGAAUGGGGAAAUCUUCGACUACCUGGCAAAGCAUGGCCGUCUCAGUGAGCUCGAAGCCAGGAGGAAGUUCUGGCAGAUCCUGUCUGCAGUGGAGUAUUGUCACAACCGCAACAUUGUCCACAGGGACCUGAAGGCGGAGAAUCUGCUGCUGGAUGGCCAAAUGAAUAUCAAGAUUGCAGAUUUUGGAUUUGGGAACUUCUUCCAGCCUGGGGAACCUCUGUCCACAUGGUGCGGCAGCCCACCGUACGCUGCUCCAGAGGUCUUUGAGGGCCAACAGUAUGAGGGUCCACAGCUAGACAUCUGGAGUAUGGGGGUGGUGCUUUAUGUGCUGGUGUGUGGUGCGUUGCCCUUCGAUGGGCCCACUCUGCCUGUACUUCGACAAAGAGUCCUAGAAGGAAGGUUUCGCAUUCCCUACUUCAUGACUGAAGACUGUGAGCACCUGAUCCGCAGGAUGUUGGUACUGGACCCAUCAAAGCGUCUGUCUGUGGCCCAGAUCAAGGAGCACAAGUGGAUGGCCCUGUAUGCUCCCGUACAGAGGCCUGCCCUGUACCAACAGCCUCCGUCUGCUGAGGGCGAGGCGGGUGUGGGAGAGUACAGCGAACAGGUCCUUCGCCUGAUGCACAGCCUCGGCAUCGACCAGCACAAGACUAUAGAGUCUCUUCAGAACAAAAGCUACAACCACUUUGCUGCUAUCUACUACCUGCUGGUGGAGCGGCUCAAGGCCCAUCGCUGCAGCUUCCCCGUUGACCAACGGCUUGACGCUCGCCAGCGAAGGCCCAGCACCAUUGCCGAACAGACUGUCGUCAAGCCGAACAGUGGUUCAGCACAGGUGGGUUUGCUCCCGCAGGGUGUCCGUCUGUUGCGCUCCCCUGCUGUGCCCCAAACCUCCUCCGAUGCCUUCACCUUCCCCCAGACUGCAUGUCUCCUGGAGCAGAAUUUCCUGGUGGAGGAUGUCAACACACCCAAAGUAAACGGCUGUCUGCUGGAACCCCUGCCUCCCUCCACUGUCCUCCGCAAGUCGUCCACCUCGUCGCCUAGCAACAUGAUGGAGACGUCGAUCGAUGAGGGCAUCGAGACCGAGGAGCCCGACACAGACGAUGAGCCGCCCCACUUGCUCUCAGCCUAUCAAACAGCACGGUUUGGCCAGCGGCGACACACCCUCUCUGAGAUGACCAAUCAGCCAGGGCCUUCGAACCAAGGUAAAUUAUUUGCUAUAGGCCACAACCCCUCCAUGGGCAGCAUGGACUCAGACAUGGGCUACGACAUGGGCUCCAUGCAAAGUGACCUUGGCCUGUUGGACGAUCCCCCAUCUCUCAGUGAAGUGGUACCGGCCAACAGCUCUGCCCCCGGCAUUACCACUGCGCCUUUCUUAAGCGCUCGGCCCGCCAACCCAGCAAUGGCUGUCCUGACCUCUCAGCACAGGGAGACGCACAAUCGCUCCCCCAUCAGCUUCAGAGAAGGACGCCGUGCCUCCGACACCUCUCUCACCCAAGGUCUGGUUGCGUUUAAGCAGCACCUCCAGAACUUGGCGAGGACCAAAGGCAUCCUGGAGCUGAACAAAGUCCAGAUGCUGGUGGAGCAGAUGGGGUCCGGGGAAGGGGCCUGCAUGGGGACCCUGGGACCACAGCACCACUUGCACAACCUCCUGGAGGGUGAGGCGUCCAAGCAGCAGGAAGGCCUAGCUUUAUACCAAGGUGGGCCGCAGCCACCUCUCCUGUCCCGCAGACAGAGUUUAGAGACACAGUACCUCACUCAUAGACUACAGGCCAAUGUUUUAGCAAACAGUCCUGCUAGCUGCCAACUUUUCUGUCAGGACACUCGAGGUUUAGAGCAACAGCUGCAGGAACACAGUGGGAUCUACUGCGCUCCCAACAGACUGAACCAGAAGAGGAUGUACCUGCAGCCGUCGCAAGGCACGGGGCUGCAGGUGUACUUCAACCAGAUGCAAAUAGCUGAAGGAUCCUACCCGAUAGGAGGCCCUGCUCUGGACUCAGUGGCUUCUCAAAGUUCCCCUCGGGGCCCCCCCAUGUCAGCCGCCCACCAGCCUCAGCAGCAGGGCAGUCCUCAGGCCUCGCCUCCCUUCAGCCAACCCCAUAGCCUGAGCCCCUUGAUGGAACCGGGCGAGGGCCUGGUUUAUGAUCCCUACAUGAGCCACCACCACUACACCCAACAUCUGCCUCCUGGAUCUCACCUCCACCACCAGCUCCACCAUCCUCUGCCUCAUGAAGCCUCUGCCAGCAGCCUGGGCUUCAGCUACCCUGUGGGCUGUGAGCAGCAGGCCUUGGGGCCUUCCAAUGAGGGUCUUCACCAAGAGCAGUAUGAGUUCCCACUGGGCCCCGCUUUGUUGCCCCCGCCUGCUCCAGGAGAGGCUGUGGCUGGGAUUUUGGCUGGGCCGGGCCAGUCAGACAGGCUGGGCCUGCCUGAGCUGCAAGGCUCUCUCCUGGACAGCGAGAUGAUGGAGACUGUGGACUCCCAGCAUGGCUUUGUACUAGUCAACUAAAGCCAGCUGAAGGGUUUAAUAGAAAGCAGUAUUAAGCAAUGAAAACCUACAUAGCACGAAGAGCAGAGUGAAUGAAGAUGUAAGUGGAGGCCACAAGUGUAGCAAUGGGGAAGGAAAAGUGUUUACGACUAAUACAAACUUCAUUUCUUAGUUGUGGUGAAUCUCAGACAACCAUUCUACGGCACUCCUCCUAAGCUCACUUCCUUUUCUCCCUCUCCUCCUCUGUUCUUGCUCUCAUCAGCUCUAUGAGGCUAACUCGGCGAGGCUGUUGUUGUCAUGGACGUUGUCACACCUGUGAAGAUUGGGCCUUGCAGCCCGGGAGGUGCUGCCAGAGUGCAGCGUUUCACCAGGAAAGGGUUCGGAAGAGAACUAAUUUACCACCGACUGUCGGACAACCAUAAGGACAAUAGAUAAUAUUUAAAAUAGGACACCUUCUACAUCAAUAGACUGGUUCUCAAAACACUUCUGUGGAUUUGUUUUUAUUAUUUCAGUAGAUUAAAAAAAACAACUGAACAGAAAAAUGGCCCUCAUUUAUCAUGGUACCAUAUCACCGCAGAUUCAAGUGUUGAAAGUGUUUUUUGCCCAUUUUACAGAAAUAAUUGUCCACACUGACGUGGGUGCAAAGGACAACGUGGUGGCUAUAUUUAUGAGGUUUCAACACUAACAUAUACAGUAACCCUAACCAUGCAGAUUGAAGCACCACAUUGAUUAGUUAUGCACCGUUUGUGCUUAACAGUGCUAAACUCUAUCCCAGCAGUUUUUGUAGUUUUAAUUAAUGAAAAAAUAAUAUAUACAGCACAAUUCUGUAGCUGCAGGCUUUUUGUGUGGGCCAUGUGACAUAAAUAAUAGCCUUUGGUUUUUUAAAUAAAUUGUAACUACUGAUCCUGAUUUAUUUCUUACACUACUGAACUACCUUUUUCCAGCUUUCCAUCCGAUCCCUGACACUUGCCAGGUGGCAACUAUUUCACAGUUGAAUUAUGGGUGAUGCGUUUGCCUGAUAAAUGAGGGCUGAUGUAAUUAACAUGUGUUUGGUUCGGAAGUUGUGGUGUUUUAGACAGUCAAUGUUAUUCUAUUUUUGUGGCAAUACUGAAGCAAUAUUAAUCCUUAAUGUUGAGGGGUUAUGGAUGGAAGACUCACUUUGACAGCCAACUCUGAUUGGUUCCUGGGGACCUGAGUCAUCAGCAGUGACAUCACUUGUGCUGAUGAUGUAACCAGGACAUAAUCUCCCCCUCACUCGCCCUGGAAAUGCAGGGACAAGCCUGGAGAGAGCGAGUGUGAUUAUGUUUGUUUGCACAAUUCAUACUGCAACUCUUCUGCAUUCAUGACAUAAUUUGUCGGGAAAAAAAGACAAACACUGUAUUGACGUCUCCUGUUUAAAAUAACACAAACUGUGCUUUACCCCUCAGGGCACAGUCGUAGCUUUUAGAAUAAUUCUGGUUUACAUCCUCAAUGCUCCAGUCAUGACUCUGUGUUGUUAGAUUAUUCAUGUGUAUGAUCGUGGAAUGGCCCCUUAACGAUUCCUGCAUUGGACUUAAGUGAAAGAAUGUUUUCUCUCUGACAUUGUGGUGGCUGUGAGACGAAGACCAACAGAAUAUCAGUCACCUGACACUGGAUUUUGACUACAUGCUCACCACCGCUCUUUGACUGACAGGUGAAUCGGAAACGAGAUGAAAGACUUUUCUUCUUUCUUUUUUUUUUUUUACAGCACUUGGACUGUGUUUAAUCUACUUGAAGCGCACAGAUGUAUCUUCUCUGAAAGAAGAUGAUGAUGAUGAUGAUUGAAAAAAAAGAAAAUAACUACUUUUCAUUGGAAUAACAGGACAGCUAACGUCCGAAUGUAACGAUGAGAUUAUUGGACUGUGACAAACUGCCAAACUUCGGUGAUCUUGGGUUUAACUCUUUUUUUAGUGUUUGUUUGUCAGAUUAGCCUUCGAAACAAAACGGUCCGUCAGUCGGUCGACUACUGAGCAGAUGUUGUAGAGUUCACAAUCGGACUCUAAAGUACAGGUGUGGUUUGACUAGAAGACUUUAGAGUUGCAGUUAACGGUCUUAAAUGAUGGCUAAAAAAUGUGGACCAACUAUUUAUUUACUGUUAUAGUCCUUUGCAAGACUUAAAGGAAAAAUCCACCCUAAAAUUGACCCAACAGUCCAAAUUAAUUUUAUGGCGUAUUUACAUGUUUUUUUUUAAAAACGUAAACAUUAUUAUUGCUGAAGAUUUGCUCAAUAUCUUAAAGGAAAAAUCCACCCUAAAAUUGACCCAACAGUCCAAAAUAAUUUUAAGGCUUAUAUAAAUUGUCCGCUCUACAACAGAGUACAAUGUUGGCAAUGCACAGUUUUUUUUCAGUGAAAGUUUUUAAUCUAAUUAAAUGUUUAGUAUAAUUAAUUAAUAUGACAUCACGUGGAGAUAUUUCUCGCACAUAACAUAACAAGAAAACGGCAAGUUUUAGUGAAUCACCUUUUAGUUCCGACAUUGAACAAUAGACUGAGACACUAAUGAUUUGACAACAAUGGCCUCGUUGGACCAGAAUGCACCACGUUCCCAAUACAUGUUGCUGAACAGGUUGUGUGGUUGCAUUAAUUGUUCCUCCCAUAGAUUUAUAAAUGAUUGAUAUGUUUAUAUGGUAAUACACCCACUGUUUAUUGACGGGAAUGAGCUCACACCCAGUGUGUGUCUCAUGAUGAAAAAGAGGAGGGUUCAACAUGAAAUUAGCCUUUUGUAGUUCAUGUUGUCGAUACAUGAUCACGUGAGUGUCACGGGGUGGGUUUUGCCUUUAAGUGAAUAUUGUGAUGAUUAUUUGCUAUCAGGCUAGAACCGCUACAGGAUGACCUGUGGAGGUUUAUUACUUUGACAACCAGGGGAAGAAGAGAUGUAGCCAGAGAGGAGGAAGUGGGAAGAGGUUUGAAUCACGCCGCUGUUUCCUGACAGGUGAAACUAACCAAAAUCUGUAAGAAACGCCUUUCCCAACAAUAAUGGACAUAAAACACAUUUCUUUCAAAGAAAGACCAGACACAGUAAUACUCUAUCUGAUUGUUGAUUUUAAUCCAAGAAAGAGAAACACUUCUUUGUACAAAUUAGUGGUGUAGUGAAUCUUCGGUGCACCGAGGUGUAUUUUGUGUGGAAUGUGAAAAAGUGUUCAGUGUGCCUUCUACUUUCCCAUUUUUUGCAAAAUUAGGUUUUUAAAUUGCACUUAUUUCUGGUGGCACACUUUUAUCAUUUAAUUUUCUUAUUUUUCUUUAUUCUUCUUUUUAGAGCCAGUUUUUACAAAGGUACAAAACCAAAGUCCCUCAGAAGUUUCCCUGUACGACCCACCGUGUGGUGUUUUGGAGCUUCUUUGUCAGUUUCUCUACAGUGCUUUUUCUUGUUGGUCAAUCGGUGUAUGCCAUUUAAAAGUAUUAUAGCAAUAUUUCUCUAGUUGAAGACUAAAGUCAUGAAGAUUCUAGUGGAUGUGUUUCCAAGUAUCAUAAUUUCACCUCCUGCUGAUAAAAUAAAACAUCAAUCUAUUAAUAGAAAUCCACUUUUGUAUUUACCUUCAUUGAUGUUGAGCACACAUAAGCUAACUUGCUGUUGAGAUUAAAAAAGGUUUAUUGAACGUAAA
Cyclopterus lumpus (lumpfish) is the source of this 6839-nucleotide messenger RNA. It is a transcript of the gene sik2b, whose product is annotated as salt-inducible kinase 2b. The record is from RefSeq and is a predicted model, not a curated record. Gene Ontology annotation, biological process: protein phosphorylation; intracellular signal transduction; microtubule cytoskeleton organization. Bases 442 to 3243 code for a protein of 933 amino acids. Gene Ontology annotation, molecular function: protein serine/threonine kinase activity; ATP binding; tau-protein kinase activity. Lineage: Eukaryota; Metazoa; Chordata; Actinopteri; Perciformes; Cyclopteridae. The transcript has 15 exons. Gene Ontology annotation, cellular component: cytoplasm.